GUUCGGCGAAGAAAAGAUCGGAGGUGGUUCGAGUAACUCAAGUUUUAACAGCCUCUAAACUUUCACCAAGAAGUGUUCAUCAAAAUACCCUUGCAGAAAAUAAGAAGAACGUUGCCAAACUUUCAAACGAUGUCAAAACGCCACCUCGAAAAAUUCUGUUCACGCAGAAAGACAAGAAGCUGACAUCCACUGUAUCAACAAAAGAUGGCACACGAGCUACGGUAAAAGGGGGUCGCGCGUCGCCCGGCGCUCGGCCCCCACAGCUAAACAGGGUCCCAACUGCUCCUAUUUCUAGGACUACAGAAGCUUUAGCCGUACUUGUUCAGCAUUUAGUAUUUAAUUUAGAAGCAUUCCAAACACCUUCCCUAAAAAAACAAAUUGAAAAGAAUAGAAUGAUAGCCGAAGAAGCAGCUCGUUUCUCCUGCAGACAAAUGGAAGAACACAUCAAAGAAAUAGAAGGCGAAAGGGCGCAGUAUCGUAAAGACAUCGAGGAAAUUAUGGAGCAACAUAGGAACGAUAUAAUGCAAUUAAAACGCCAGCAUUUGGAGACGGAACAGGAACUAAUUUCGGAGCACGAAAAUAUUAAAAGGCAACUGUCAUCGUGUCACAACGAGCAACUACUCAAACUCAGAGUGGAGUGUAACAAACUACAAAAAAGCCAUGGACAGUCCUUAGACAUACUGAGGGAGGAAAAUGACUCAAUCCGGGAAGAAAUUGAUGAUAAAAACGCGCUCAUUGCAAAACUAGAAAAAGAAAAAGAGAAGCAGUACAAGGAGUUUCAAAUUAAAGAAAAGCAGUACAAAGAAAAGCUCAAUUUGGCUAGUGAUGAAAUUAGUAGUUUAAAAUCCGAAAAUCUCAAACUCAUGAGUUACGUGUCCGCGGGAAAAGAAAACAAAUUACAGCUGGUGUUGGCGGAAGUAGAGUCCCUUCGGGCAGUGCUAGAACUGAAACAGACCGAUAUCGCGGAUUUGCGAAAGUUACUGGCACAAUCCAAUCAAAAGGCCGAACUAGUUCCACGAAUUGCCGAUAAAGUUUCCGUCCUGUCGGCCCGAUGUGAAGAUUUGGAAUCGCAGUUGGAAAGCAAGUCGGGCUACGAACAACAAUUACUCAUGGAGAAUAGGAAGUUGCAAGAGAGUCUCAAGGAAGAAAUGAACCACAGCGUUCGGCUGCGACAGCACAACGAAGAGCUGCAGUGGAAGGUGCAGCAAAACAAGGAGGUGGUCUCGCGCGUGAUCGAGGAAACCAGCUUUAGCCGCUGCCUGCACAAUUCGUACGAUAGAGACCUUUCGGAUUCUUCGCCGCCUAGUUCGCCGAAGGUGAAGGGAGUGGUGGAAAAAUCGGAUUCGGUCAGCUACGUGCUGGAAAUUGAAGAAAGCCCGCAGAUCAUCGCGAGUAGGAUUGUAAGGCGAAGCUUUCGCAAUUCGACGCCUCCCAAAACCAGUACGCCGUCAGUGAAGUGUAUGGAAAGGUCGAGUAAAAGUAGCAUUUCUGAUGUGUCUAGUAUAAAAUACGAUCAUAGUAUGGAUUUAGAAGACUUUAAUGAUGACGAUAUUCAAUUACCCCCACUGCCUAGUGAGAUCGGUCAAAAAAGUGUCGCCGAAGCGUUGCCAGUACCAAAAAAUUUUGCCGGGGAGGCGAUGACCUCACAAAGUAAUUCGGAUGAUGAAAGUACUACGAGUACUUCCAGUGGACAGUUAUGAGAUGAACUCUUUUUUUAAUUUUGUUGUUGUUAAAUUUAAUAAAUUGGAAUUUUAUUUUGUAACUUGAAAGAUGUGGGAUCCUGUCGCACUUCCAGGUUUGGAACAUUCUCUUUUGCUAAACCACUUGGUAUCUAUGUUGUUCUACAUGUAUGAUUUUAACAGUCCAUAAGUAUAAAAAUUAAUAUUGCAUGCAGUUCUGUACAGUUUUCAGUUUAAUGUUAGUAAUUGUAAAAUAAAGAAUUCCUUAUCGAUGAAGAAAAUAUAUAGUUAUACAUAAUAUCAGUAUUACUUUUAACACAUGAGGUUGUUUGUUGAAUAUGGUUUAUUUUUGUGGUAAAUAUUUUAAUACUAUGCAUUAUGAAGAAUGUGCUCUAAUUUUAAUAUCAGUAUUGAUUUUAACAACUUGACAAUUAUUAUGUUUGUGGUAAACGCUAUAAUACUGUGGUGGUAUGUGAAGAUUUCUCGUAUGUGUGCUCUACAUUUUUCAGAUUGAUUUUGUGAGCGUUUAUUUAUUGUGAGGUAGCACGACAUGAGGUGUACUAUACAAAUAGAUAUUUUAUAGAAUGUUAGGACCAAAUAGAUUUUCACAUUUAAUAUUUAUUGUAUAAAGUUGAAUGUUUUCUUAUGUAUAAAGUGUAAAAUAAAGUUAACUUGUAAACCUA
Photinus pyralis (common eastern firefly) is the source of this 2362-nucleotide messenger RNA. RefSeq names its product microtubule-associated protein futsch-like. Gene Ontology annotation, molecular function: microtubule binding. Gene Ontology annotation, cellular component: cytoplasm; nucleus. Lineage: Eukaryota; Metazoa; Arthropoda; Insecta; Coleoptera; Lampyridae. The record is from RefSeq and is a predicted model, not a curated record.